This is a messenger RNA of Otolemur garnettii (small-eared galago), 1703 nucleotides long. Its product is annotated as cytochrome P450 2C21-like. NCBI's taxonomy places the organism in Eukaryota, Metazoa, Chordata, Mammalia, Primates, Galagidae. Gene Ontology annotation, cellular component: cytoplasm; intracellular membrane-bounded organelle. The annotation marks the transcript as partial. Gene Ontology annotation, biological process: xenobiotic metabolic process. The transcript has 9 exons. The record is from RefSeq and is a predicted model, not a curated record. Gene Ontology annotation, molecular function: oxidoreductase activity, acting on paired donors, with incorporation or reduction of molecular oxygen, reduced flavin or flavoprotein as one donor, and incorporation of one atom of oxygen; heme binding; iron ion binding.
UUUUGGGUUCCUUGCUUUCAAUUGCAUUUACACAAAUCCCAUCAAUGGAUCUCUUCAUUGGUGAUUUGUCUGUCUUGUUUGAUUCUUUUUUCUCUGUGGAAUGCAAGCUAUGGCCAAGGAAAACUGCCACCUGGCCCCACUCCUCUCCCAAUUGUUGGAAAUAUUCUACAGUUAAAUACUAAGAACAUCAGCAAAUCCAUAAGCAUGCUAGCAAAAGAUUAUGGCCCUGUGUUCACUGUGUAUUUUGGGAUGAAGCCCACUGUGGUGUUGCACGGAUUCAAAGCAGUGAAGGAAGCCCUGAUUGAUCGGGCAGAAGAAUUUUCUGACAGAGGGAAUUUUCCAGUGGUAGAAAAAAUCACCCAAGGAUUAGGCAUUGUUUUCAGCAAUGGAAAAAAGUGGAAGCACACCCGGCGUUUCUCCCUCAUGGUUUUGCGGAAUAUGGGGAUGGGGAAGAAAACUAUUGAAGACCGAAUUCAAGAGGAAGCCUCGUAUCUGGUGGAACUGUUAAGAAAAACCAAUGUUCUGUCCUGUGUUCCCUGCAAUGUGAUCUGCUCUGUCAUUUUCCAGACUCGCUUUGAUUAUAGUGAUCCCACAUUUCAAACCUUGAUUAAAUAUUUUCAUGAAAACCUUAAAAUUGUAAGCACCCCUUGGAUACAGCUCUACAAUGCCCUCCCUCUAUUACGUUAUCUCCUAGGAUGUCACAAAGAUUUGUUUAAAAAUGUUGCUCACCAAAAAGAGUUCAUUUUGGAGAAAAUAAAAGAGCAUCAAAGAUCUCUGGACAUCAAUAACCCUCGGGACUUUAUUGAUUACUUCCUGAUUAAAAUGGAGAAGUUGAGGAAGAGCAGUGGAUCUAAAGUCCAGGAAGAGAUCGACCGUGUGAUUGGCAGACACCAGAGCCCCUGUAUGCAGGACAGGAGCCGCAUGCCCUACACAGAUGCCAUGGUGCAUGAGAUCCAGAGAUACAUUGACCUUGCCCCCACCAUCUUGCCACAUGCCGUGACCCAGGACAUGCAGUUUAGAGAGUUCUUAAUUCCAAAGGGCACAAACAUAUCAAUACAUCUGUCUUCUGUCCUGCAUGAUGAGAAAGAGUUUCCCAACCCAGAGCGGUUUGACCCUGGCCACUUUCUGGAUGAAAGUGGCAACUUUAAGAAGAGUGACUACUUCAUGCCUUUUUCAGCAGGAAAAAGAAUUUGUGCUGGAGAGAGUCUGGCCCACAUGGAGCUGUUUUUAAUCCUGACCAGCAUUUUACAGAAUUUUACCUUGAAACCUCUGGUUGACCCAAAGGACCUUGACAUCACCCCAAUUAACAAGGGUGUAGGCACUAUACCCCCCUUCUAUGAGCUCUGUUUCAUUCCUGUCUGAAGAAAGUACAGGAUACCAAACUUCAGCAUAGGACCCUCUGACCUUAUCUGAACAAACCUGUUGUUUUCUGACUCAUGUACCAGCCAUUAGCUACUCUUUUCUUACAGAAGGAAUGCUAUCUAUGAGCCCUAUCUCUUCUAAUUUUCACCAUAAGAUCUGGUUCACAUUUUCCUGCAUGAUAGAAUGUUCACUGUUUGGUCUCCAUUAAGAUUCUUUUUGUAAUUCAAUCUUGAGUUUAUAAACUACAUCCUAUGUGCAGUGUAUACCAAAUGGAAAACACAUUAUCCAUGUUAUAUUUUGCUUUCCUACAAAUUGAAAUCAGAAAUUGUCCUAUGAGAAUU